This is a messenger RNA of Saprolegnia diclina VS20, 330 nucleotides long. RefSeq lists its product as hypothetical. Lineage: Eukaryota; Oomycota; Saprolegniomycetes; Saprolegniales; Saprolegniaceae. The record is from RefSeq and is a predicted model, not a curated record. The transcript has a single exon. The coding region runs from base 11 to 259 and encodes 82 amino acids. Gene Ontology annotation, molecular function: calcium ion binding.
UUGCACCAAGAUGGCCGAGCUCCAGGAAGCGAUGAUCGACCGCUGCAUUGAGGACAUUUGGCACACGUUCGACCAAGACCAGAACGGGUACCUCGACCGCGACGAGACGCGCGCGUUCAUUGACGCCAUGGCCGAGGCCAUGAACGGCACAACACGCCUCGACUUUGACGCGUGCUUUGACGAGUACGAUCAGAACCGCGACGGCCGCCUCAGCCGCGACGAAAUGCGCGUCUUUGUCAAGCAGCUCAUGGGCCUGUAGACGCCACGCACUUGCGCCUUAUUGUCGUUCUUAUAGCUGUUGUAACUCAUAGCUACCGUGGCUUGUCCGGA